AUGACAUUCUCUCCUACUCUAGAAUCCCUGCUGUAUCCUUAUGGGGCAGACCAAGGUGAUACAAAGAACCCCAAGUCAGAUGAUGGGACAUCUCCAGAAAUUACUACUGCAGUGCCCUUCAGCUUUUAUGGCAAGGCAUACAGAUCUCUCUAUGUUAACAACAAUGGCGUUGUCUCCUUUGGUGUGAACGUCUCACAGUACACCCCUGAUCCUUUCCCUCUGGAUGGUGGAAGUCCCUUUGUAGCUCCGUAUUGGGCUGAUGUCGACAAUCGGAUGGGUGGGGAUGUCUGGUGGAGGCAGACACAGGACCCAGCAGUGCUUAGCCGUUGCACGACAGAUAUCAACAAAUACUUCCCUGAGAUCCCUUUCACAGCUAUCUGGGCCUUCAUUGCUACCUGGGACCACGUGGCCUACUUUAGAUCUACUUCAAAGAAGGUCAACACUUUUCAAGCUGUCUUGACCACCAAUGGGGACAUAGCCUUUCUCCUGCUGCUGAACUAUGCUGAUAUUCAGUGGACCACAGGUCAGGCAAGUGGGGGUGAUCCGAAGACUGGCCUUGGAGGAACCCCAGCACAGGCUGGAUUUGACAGCGGAGACAAAAAGAAUUACUACAACAUCCCUUCUUCCCGUACCCCUGAUGUCCUCAAUAUUGGGGGGACCACCAAUGUGGGAAUGCCGGGGCGAUGGGUCUUCAAGGUGGAUGAAUUUGUGGCUCCAGUCACCACAGAGAGCAUCGACUGUUUGCUGUGA
Gekko japonicus is the source of this 750-nucleotide messenger RNA. RefSeq names its product sushi, nidogen and EGF-like domain-containing protein 1. The transcript has 4 exons. NCBI's taxonomy places the organism in Eukaryota, Metazoa, Chordata, Lepidosauria, Squamata, Gekkonidae. The record is from RefSeq and is a predicted model, not a curated record. Bases 1 to 750 code for a protein of 249 amino acids. Gene Ontology annotation, biological process: cell-matrix adhesion.